AUGGCUACUGAGAGAGCUGUUCUUUUUCAAUCAACCCUUGGAGGCGCAAAUCCAAGUUUUGUUAAAUCGAUGCGCCAAAGCGAUGUUUACAAUGGUUAUUGGUUGAGCAUUCCUCAAAUGUUUUGCGUGGAUCACCUACCGAAUCGUGAUGCAGCGAUUACCUUGGUAGAUUCUCAAGGGGUAGAGUUCGAUGCUCGUUAUCUCCGUCUCGGGAGGGGAUUGACCGGAGGUUGGAAAAGAUUUGCUUGGCAGCAUAACCUUGUUCAUGGCGACGCUCUGGUGUUCGAGCGACCUGAACCAACCGUAUUUAGGGUUUACAUAUUCAGAGCUGUGGAUGUUUGA
This is a messenger RNA of Papaver somniferum (opium poppy), 342 nucleotides long. RefSeq names its product B3 domain-containing protein At5g42700-like. The coding region runs from base 1 to 342 and encodes 113 amino acids. Gene Ontology annotation, molecular function: DNA binding. The record is from RefSeq and is a predicted model, not a curated record. The transcript is spliced from 3 exons. NCBI's taxonomy places the organism in Eukaryota, Viridiplantae, Streptophyta, Magnoliopsida, Ranunculales, Papaveraceae.